Messenger RNA from Dipodomys ordii (Ord's kangaroo rat), 2541 nucleotides. It is a transcript of the gene Gramd1a, whose product is annotated as GRAM domain containing 1A. Gene Ontology annotation, cellular component: endoplasmic reticulum-plasma membrane contact site; endoplasmic reticulum membrane; plasma membrane. Lineage: Eukaryota; Metazoa; Chordata; Mammalia; Rodentia; Heteromyidae. Gene Ontology annotation, molecular function: sterol binding; sterol transfer activity. The record is from RefSeq and is a predicted model, not a curated record. The transcript is spliced from 19 exons. Gene Ontology annotation, biological process: intracellular sterol transport. Bases 127 to 2172 code for a protein of 681 amino acids.
CGCAGGACCCAGAACAGCACCACGCCCCACUCUGGUCGGAGCACCCCAAACAGCUCCCCAUCUCUCCGGAAGCGGCUGCAGCUUUUGCCCCCAGGCCGGCCCCCUGUGGAGCCAGAAGCAGGCAGCAUGGUGGAGAAAGGGUCAGAUAGCUCCUCAGAGAAGAGUGGGGUGCCUGGAACCCCCAGCACCCAGAGCCUGGGAGGCCGGAACUUCAUCCGCAACAGCAAGAAGAUGCAGAGCUGGUACAGUAUGCUCAGCCCCACGUAUAAACAACGCAAUGAAGAUUUCCGGAAACUGUUCAGCAAACUUCCUGAAGCGGAGCGUCUCAUUGUGGAUUACUCCUGCGCUCUGCAGCGCGAGAUCCUGCUGCAGGGCCGCCUCUACCUCUCUGAGAACUGGAUCUGUUUCUAUAGUAACAUCUUCCGCUGGGAGACCACGAUUUCCAUCCAGUUGAAAGAAGUGACUUGUCUCAAGAAGGAAAAAACAGCGAAGCUGAUCCCCAACGCCAUCCAAAUCUGUACAGAAAGUGAGAAGCAUUUCUUCACUUCCUUUGGGGCCCGGGACCGUUGCUUUCUUCUCAUCUUCCGCCUCUGGCAGAACGCGCUACUGGAAAAGACACUGAGUCCCCGGGAACUGUGGCACCUGGUCCAUCAAUGCUACGGCUCAGAGCUGGGUCUUACCAGCGAAGACGAAGACUAUGUCUGCCCUUUGCAGCUCAAUGGACUUGGCAGCCCCAAGGAGGUGGGAGAUGUCAUCGCUCUGAGUGACAUCGCUCCCUCCGGGGCCACCGACCGCAGCCAGGAGCCCAGCCCCGUGGGGUUACGUCGCGGCCGAGUCACUCCCAACCUUUCCCGAGCCAGCAGUGACGCAGACCAUGGGGUGGAGGAAGACAAGGAAGAGCAAACGGACAGCCAGCCAGACGCCUCCUCCAGUCAGACAGUGACGCCAGUCACAGAGCCCCCCAGUACAGAGCCCGCCCCACCUGAGAACCUCAGCACCCUGGGCCCCUUGGAUCUGCUGCCUAGAGACGAGCUAUUGACAGACACGAGCAACUCCUCUUCAUCCACGGGGGAGGAAGCUGACCUGGCUGCUCUGCUUCCUGACCUCUCUGGCCGGCUCCUCAUCAACUCGGUCUUCCACGUGGGUGCUGAGCGGCUUCAGCAGAUGCUCUUCUCCGACUCGCCCUUCCUGCAGGGCUUCCUGAAGCAGAGCAAGUUCACAGAUGUGACCUUGAACCCCUGGAGCGGGGAUGCAAAGUGCCACCAGCGUCGGGUCCUGACCUACACCAUUCCCAUCAGCAACCCUCUGGGCCCCAAGAGUGCCUCUGUGGUGGAGACGCAGACGCUGUUCCGCCGGGGCCCGCAGGCGGGCGGGUGCGUGGUGGACUCCCAGGUGCUGACGCAGGGCAUUCCCUACCAGGACUACUUUUAUACCGUGCAUCGCUACUGCAUCUUGGGCCUGGCCCGGAACAAGGCCCGGCUGCGGGUGUCCUCAGAAAUCCGCUACCGGAAGCAGCCAUGGAGCCUGGUGAAGUCGCUCAUUGAGAAGAAUACCUGGAGUGGCAUUGAAGAAUAUUUCCACCAUCUUGAGCGAGAGCUGGCCAAGGCGGAGAAGCUGUCCCUGGAGGAAGGUGGCAAGGACACUCGGGGACUGUUGUCUGGUCUCCGGAGGCGGAAGCGCCCCCUGAGCUGGAGGGGACAUGGAGAUGGGCCCCAGCACCCGGACACUGACCCUUGUGCCCGGGCUGGCAUGCACACCUCGGGCUCCCUCAGUUCCCGCUUCUCAGAACCACCCAUAGACCAGGGUCCUGGGGCAGGCAUCUCCAGCGCCCUGUUUCUUAUCAGCAUUGUCCUCAUCGUCCUCAUCGCCCUCAAUGUACUCCUCUUUUACCGUCUGUGGUCCUUGGAGCGGACAGCUCACACGUUCCAAUCCUGGCAUAACCUGGCUCUAGCCAAGGGGAAAUUCCCCCAGACGGCCACGGAGUGGGCUGAGAUCCUGGCCCUGCAAAAGCAGUUCCACAGCGUCGAGGUGCACAAAUGGAGGCAGAUUCUCAGAGCUUCUGUGGAGCUCCUGGAUGAGAUGAAAUUCUCCCUGGAGAAACUGCAGCAGGGCAUCUCUGUCUCGGAACCUCCGUUCGACCCGCAGCCGCAGACGGAUGAUGGCUUCUCCUGAGAGCCUCCGGCCGAACAGCCGUCGCCUCCAAAAUGGACAAAAGGACACACCACACCACAGAGUGAACCCCCCGGCCGCCACUGCUGGCCCAGUGUGAGGGCUGGAACUCUCCCGCCCGCCCCUCCCAGUGGCCCGACCAUGGGGGCCGUGCCGAAGCGGGGAGCCACCGAACCCAACGCAACCGGCCUGCCCAGCUGGAGAGCUGGCCUGGCCUUUGGCAGGCCCUGACUAACUUAUUUUACCCAGCUGGGGUUUGGAGGGGCUGGGUGGGGGGAGUACCCCUGGGUACCCGCGUCCCUCAGCUCUGGGGUUAAUAAUGUAUUAUAUUUAUUUGGGGCCACAGAGCUCUAAUAAAGGGUUAGAAAUGGC